Alexandromys fortis (reed vole) is the source of this 4487-nucleotide messenger RNA. It is a transcript of the gene Gpr156, whose product is annotated as G protein-coupled receptor 156. The coding region runs from base 319 to 2691 and encodes 790 amino acids. Gene Ontology annotation, cellular component: membrane; G protein-coupled receptor heterodimeric complex. Gene Ontology annotation, biological process: G protein-coupled receptor signaling pathway; gamma-aminobutyric acid signaling pathway. Gene Ontology annotation, molecular function: G protein-coupled GABA receptor activity. The record is from RefSeq and is a predicted model, not a curated record. Lineage: Eukaryota; Metazoa; Chordata; Mammalia; Rodentia; Cricetidae. The transcript is spliced from 9 exons.
CGCGUGGAGCACUGACUGCCCUCUGGUGGUGAAGUGGAAUCAACACCGUGUAUGACCUGAGAUGCCCACUCUCCAUCACGUGGUAGCCGCUGGCAGCAAGGGGCCAGCUGAAGAAUGUCUGGUGUUCAAAUAUGACUGCUGAAAGAGCCUAAUUAAAACGCCCCUCGCUUCUACUGGAAUCCCUCUUCGACCCUGGGUUUGGAGCCCGGCGGCAGCUCUGAGAUGGGGCCUCUGAAGGAAAAACGUCAGUUGUUUCUGCAUUCUUGCCAGGGAGCAGCCGCAACUGAGUAGGCGCACGUGGAGGGGGCAUGUGGUGACAUGGAGCUGGAAAUCAACUGCUCUGAAUUCUGUGACAGUUUUCCUGACCAGGAGCUGGAUCGGAGACCCCUCCAUGAUCUUUGCAAGACAACCCUUAUUGACUCACAACACAGCGGUGCAGACGUCUCUCCGCUGUCUCCCGCCCUCUUGGGGGUUAUUUGGACUUUUCUCAGCUGUGGAUUACUUCUGGUGCUUUUCUUUCUUGCUUUCACAAUUCGCUGCAGGAAGAACAGGAUUGUGAAGAUGUCCAGCCCCAAUCUGAACAUUGUGAUCUUACUGGGCAGCUGUCUGACUUACAGUAGCGCUUACCUUUUUGGGAUUCAAGAUGCUUCAGUGGGGAAUUCAAUGGAAGCGCUCGUUCAGAUGAGACUGUCCAUGCUGUGCAUUGGGACAUCCCUUGUGUUCGGCCCUAUUCUGGGGAAGAGCUGGCGACUCUACAAGGUGUUCACCCAGAGGGUCCCCGACAAGAGAGUGAUUAUCAAAGACCUGCAGUUGCUGGGGUUGGUGGCAGUCCUGGUGGUGGCUGAUGUCAUCCUGCUUGUCACAUGGGUGCUGACUGAUCCCAUCCAGUGCCUCCAGAUCCUUGGUGUGAGCAUGAAGGUGACAGGGAGAGAUGUGUCCUGCUCUUUGACCAACACACACGCCUGUGCUUCGCGGUACUCCGAUGUCUGGAUCGCUCUGGUUUGGGGAUGCAAGGGGCUGCUGCUGCUGUUUGGUGCUUACCUGGCUGGCCUGACCAACCACGUCAGCUCUCCUCCGGUGAACCAAUCCUUGACCAUCAUGGUCGGAGUCAACCUCCUGCUGCUCACUGCGGGCCUGAUUUUCGUGCUCACCAGAUACCUGCACUCCUGGCCUAAUCUAGUCUUUGGAUUCACAACUGGAGGGAUCUUCGUUUGCACAACCACUGUGAACUGCUGUGUGUUCCUUCCCCAGCUGAAGCAAUGGAAGGCAUUUGAAGGAGAAAACCAAACAACCCGACGCAUGGCCAAAUAUUUCAGCACCCCUAGCAAAGCCUUCCACAGCCAGUUUGACGAGGACCAGAAGGGCCACCUGAGGGAUGAGAAGAGCGGCAUGGAGAGGCUUCUCACAGAAAAAAACGCAGUAAUCGAAAGCCUGCAAGAACAAGUCAACAAUGCCAAGGCGAAGAUAGUAAAGCUGAUGUCUUCGGAGUACUCCUACGACUCCCCGGAGUGCACUGUCCCACAUGCAGCCUCGGCCCAUGGGCUGGCAGUUCAGGGACCUUCAGAACACCCCACUGCCUCUGAGAAUGCUGUCGGUGCAGCUGCCGAGGACUCCCUGCAUGCCUCGGUGGCCUCCCAGUACCUGAAAAGCCCUGGGGCAUCUAAAAGGGACGAUAGUCCUUCCCAAGACCAAAAGGAUAACGUGACUUUGAAACAGUUCUGUGAUCAUUUGGACAGAGGUUGCAGCCCAAAGCCACAGGCUGAACAAAGUGAGGGUCCAGAAAGAGGUGAUCAGGGACCCAUGACACCCAGCCAGAGUUUCAUGCCUGAUGGAGUGGGGUGUGACCCCCAUAGGCCCAAGCAGAAUUCAGAGGAACUCCCAGAGAGGCCACCUCGGGUCAGUUCAGUGGUCAGAGAGAAGCUUCAGGAAGUCCUACAAGAGCUGGACAUGGGUCCCGAGGCUCCCCUUUCCCCACUACCUCGUUCCCAACAGCUUUGGAAGAGCGCCACUUCCCGCAGUCCCCAGAAGCUGUCCCCGUCUAAACUGGGUUUCAGCCCAUAUGUGGUGAGGAGGAGACGGGCGGCCCAGCGUGCUCGCACCCAUAUCCCUGCUUCUGUGGCCCUCAAUAUGGGGCAACAGGCAAAUAGGGCGGUUUCUGGUGUGCAAUGCGGGCUGGUUGAGCAGAGCCGGGACAGCCCCAGGCUGGACCACCAAAAUGUGAGGUCCAAGGUACCACGGUCCUCUUCUGUAAAACUGUCAACACUCACAGAUCCUCCCCAGAGACGGAGUGCCCUAGAGGACAGCAAGCGAUGCCAGCCCGAGCCUCAGGGGGCUGGAGGAUGCGAUGUAAGCGUUCCUUGCCAACCUUCCGCUUUUGCCCCACGUCCACCGUCUUCACCAGGUCUGCCCAGGCACCGUCAGUCUCGACUCCUAGCGUCCCCUGGAUAUCCUGCCUUGUCCUCUGGGUGCUACAACCUGGACAGUGAGUCCAGCAGCUCGGACGAAUUCUUUUGUCACUGCCACCGGCCCUACUGUGAACUCUGCUUCCAGGGCUCUUCAGACUCUGGUGACAGCGACACCUCAGACAGUGACCUUGAGCAGGCUUCAGGACGAGCCUCCUGGGAAAAGCUGUGGUCCCGCUCCAAGCCUGUUGUGAACUUUAAAGAUGACUUGAAGCCCACACUAGUGUGAGAAGCAGCAAGGCAGGGCUGGCCAGAGGCCAGUCUGGGUCCCCUAGAAACAGGAAAUCGUGGCAGGAGAGCUAGAUCUGUCUUCGAGGACCAGAUCGGCGCCAGCCUUGACUAACCUCGGCUGGGUUUCUGCUGUGUUCACUCUUACUUUGAAGACGUCUCAGUCUACGAAAAGAAGGGCAUUGUCCACCCCGCUACUACCUCAGCAUUCCUGUGAAGAGCUUUGGUGAGGAACUGUAGACCUCCUUACCCUGAAGGUGCUAAAUGAGCAGACAGAGCUGUCCAUUCAACUCAGCCUGGAUUCUACAAAACUCUGAAUGUAUACCAAAUGGCUAGCUGGCUGGCUGGACAGAAAGAUGUGUUGAUGGAUGGGAAAAUUCUGCAGAACCACUGUGACCCACCAAAUUAGUCUUUCAGUGAUCAGACCUGCCAGGUAGAUAAGCCUACAUUGUUAUCUGUCCAACCCGUAGGAAGGGUGACUUGCUUGCUGCUGAAGGCCGUAGGCAUCACUGAUUCAGGGUUCCAGCUUCUGGUUCAAGUCAGUUCAGCACUUCCUACCCUGCUUCUUCCUGUCCAGCCACUAUGGUGGCACCUCACCUACCAUGAUCCCCAACAGUUUCCUAACAUAUGCCCAUUGUCUUCUCAGUGUGCUCAGUAGUACCCGUCUCUUGCUGCUUCCUAGUGACACUGUGUUCUUCGCAAACACGUAGCAGCAGUCUGUGCUGGGAGACUUAUUGCUCAAAAUGGGGAAAUAGGAAAGAAGAAACGAAGGGCCAGGAGUAGCGUUUAAUCCCAGCACUCAGGAGGCAGAGGCAGGUGGAUCUCUGUGAAUCUGAGGCCAGCCUGGUCUACAGAGUGAGUUCCAAGACAACCAGGGCUAUGUAGAGAGACCCUGUCUAAAACUAAAAAUACAAAAAAAAAAAAAAAAAAAAAAAAAAAAAGGAAGGAAGGAAGGAAGGAAAGAAGGCAAGAAAGACAAAAGGUUGUGAACAUUUUGCCUGAGUCCGGCUUGGGACUUGGCAAUAGCAAAUUCUAGUAGUUCCUCACAACACCCCUUUAAAAUAGAUGGAUGCCCUCAUUUCUUCAGCUAGGGACCACGAGGCUUGGAGAAAUGCGAUGUCUCCCCAGCACCACAGUCCGGGAAAGUGACUGGCCUCUGCCAGUUUGCCUGCGCUGCUGAUGGCUUUCCCCAGGGACGCGUCUCUCUAUUCAUUCUUCUGCAAGUGGCUGGCGAGAUUGAGGAGAGAGCUAAACACGGGCAGAGUGAACUUCGAAGAUGUGCUCAGCCUGCAGUCUCGGAGGACACAACCAAGUUCUGCACCCCCUCUUUCCACUGCUGGGAGUCACGGAGUUGAUAAGGAGUGAGAUCCGGAAACCCACCUGCCACUAAAGCUGCAGGGAAGUCAAGCGGGUCCACUUCAAUUGUUGUUUAACCAGGCAUCUCUGCCCUGACUGCCAUCCUGCAUCUGGGCUGUGUGUGGGUUUUGUGAAGGAGUUUGGGGGGGGGGUGCAUUUAACAUAAAACAUUCUCUCAGGGUCUGCUUCCACCUCGUGAGCCUCCAGGUGCUUAGCCAUGGGGGCCCUGCUGGCCGGACAGCAGCUUCUGCCGUCUACUGUUCAUAAUUUAUUCUGCAUAGGGGGCUGUAGUUCCCGUGUGUGUUGUUUGUAUGAAGACCAAGCGUACCUUAAUAAAAGGGAAAUGACCCUCAAGUAAGUCUCUUCUAAAGCUGUAGUCUUUCUCUGGGGAGGAGCCUGGAGAAGACUAAGCCACUGAAAAGGGAAGAUACAGAAUGGCCC